Molecule: messenger RNA, 330 nt
Organism: Schistosoma margrebowiei
Lineage: Eukaryota; Metazoa; Platyhelminthes; Trematoda; Strigeidida; Schistosomatidae
Source: the annotation of a GenBank genome assembly
AUGGUUAAUCAUCUAUUGAGCACAUCCGAAUCAGAAUUCACAUCAAAUGUCCAUGGAGCUGUGGUUUCGACUCGUCCUUGUUCUAGAACUAGUGUUUCUGCAGUUGCAGCAUCCGAUGGUGCUGAGUCAGAUGUUUCUGUUAGUCUUUGGAAUGCAAAUGGGACGGGUUUCGUAAGUUCUUUGAAUCGAGUUACAUCCACCACUCGUUCGCUUUCACCUGUUGAAACUCGAAGAAAGAAUACCUAUAAACGAGGAAUUAUAUCGCACCGUCCACUUACUACAAUGAAGAGCAGUCCGCAACUUCUGAAACAUUCUGCUGAAGAAGAUUGA